Molecule: messenger RNA, 1173 nt
Organism: Schistosoma rodhaini
Lineage: Eukaryota; Metazoa; Platyhelminthes; Trematoda; Strigeidida; Schistosomatidae
Source: the annotation of a GenBank genome assembly
AUGGUUGAAUCCGAUCGUUAUAAUGAUAUAGAUGUAAUUAAAAAAGAACUUAAGCAGUUAAAAAUUCAAAUUCAUGAAAGAAAAACUGGUUUAACGAAUAUCAGUUCAGAACGUACAUAUUUAGGGAAUAUACGAUUAAGUAAUGAUGGUGUCAAAAUUUUGGAAUUACAGAAUUUACCCAUUUUUGAAAAGUAUACAUUAACACAAUCAACUAUUGAUUUUUUGAAAAAACCAACAUUUGAUAUUUGGCAUUGGGAACCGAAUGAAAUGUUAGCUCUACUGGAACACAUGUAUAACGAAUUAGGUGUAGUAUCAGAAUUCAAUAUUAAUCCAUUAACAUUGAAACGUUGGUUGUUAUCUAUACAAGCAAAUUAUCGUAAUAAUCCAUUUCAUAAUUUUCGACAUUGUUUUUGUGUUGCACAAAUGAUGUAUGGAAUAUUAUAUCUAUGUGGAUUGAAUAAUGAUUUUUCACGUGAAGAAUUAGGCAUCUUAUUGACUGCCGCCGUAUGUCAUGAUUUAGAUCAUCCAGGAUAUAGUAACUCUUAUCAAAUAAAUGCAAGAACUGAAUUGGCCAUACGAUAUAAUGAUAUAUCACCAUUGGAAAAUCAUCAUUGUGCUGUUGCAUUCAGUAUACUAAAUCAUCCUGAAUUAAACAUUUUUGCAAAUGUUAAUCAAGAAGUAUUCCGUCGCAUAAGACAGGGUAUGACAAGUUUAAUUCUAUCUACUGAUAUGGCAAGACAUGGUGAAAUAUUAGAAACAAUGAGAAGACAUUUAGAAGAAGGUUUUUCAAUGAAUAAAAAAGAACAUCGUGAAACUUUUAAAAUGGUUCUUAUUAAAUGUUGUGAUAUAUCAAAUGAAGUAAGACCAUUAUCAGUUAGUGAACCAUGGGUUGAUUGUUUAUUAGAAGAAUAUUUUAAUCAGUCUGAUCGAGAGAAAUUAGAAGGUUUACCAGUAGCACCAUUUAUGGAUCGUGAAAAAGUCACUAAACCAACAGCACAAAUUGGUUUCAUCAAAUUUGUUCUUAUUCCAAUGUUUCAAACAGUGGCAAGUGUUUAUCCAAUUAUUGAUGAACUUAUGGUGACACAAUUGAAAUCAGCAUUAGAACGUUAUGAAAAGAUGUUAGCUGAAGAAGAAGAAACAAAACGUAAUUUACAAAUGAAUGAAGCAGAUUAA